Molecule: messenger RNA, 1449 nt
Organism: Musa acuminata subsp. malaccensis (wild Malaysian banana)
Lineage: Eukaryota; Viridiplantae; Streptophyta; Magnoliopsida; Zingiberales; Musaceae
Product: myb-related protein 306-like
Biological process (GO): response to auxin
Source: RefSeq, a predicted model, not a curated record
AUUCAAUGCUCGGCCUUUGCAGAGAGAGACGGGGGUGUGGGGGGUGUUCAUCCACCAAGCAAGCUUAGCUGAGCUCACAAGUCCCCUCCUCGGGAGUAAAUGCUACUUGCUGUCCUCUUUUGACCUCCUCCUCCGCCUCCUCCAUCUCCUCCUCUCUUUCCUUUUGCCUCUUCUUAGGGUCAAAAGAUAGCGGACAAUUCCUUGCAUCAUCUGGUCUCUUGUUCGUGUGUGUGUGUGUGUCAGUGUCCAGGUUACUUACGCUGCCUUGGACUUCUGCCGGCUCUCGGUGUGGCUUCUGGGGGAGGAAGAGGAGGAGGAGUUCCCGGCAUGGGAAGACCACCUUGCUGCGAUAAAGUAGGGGUGAAGAAGGGGCCAUGGACUCCGGAAGAGGACCUGGUCCUUGUCUCCUACAUCCAGGAGCAUGGCCCUGGCAACUGGAGAGCUGUGCCUACCAACACAGGUCUGAUGCGAUGCAGCAAGAGUUGCAGGCUUCGAUGGACUAAUUACCUCAGGCCGGGCAUCAAGCGCGGCAACUUCACAGAUCAGGAGGAGAGGCUCAUCAUCCAUCUCCAAGCUCUUCUCGGCAACAGAUGGGCAGCCAUAGCUUCGUAUCUCCCGGAGAGGACGGACAACGACAUCAAGAACUUCUGGAACACCCAUCUGAAGAAGAAGCUGAGGAAGAUCCAGGGCGGCCAAGACGACGGUACCAUGAACGCUGGCCUCUUGGCGAACUACUACCCCUUCUCCAAAGGCCUGUGGGAGACGACGGUCCAAACCGACAUCCACAUGGCCAAGCAAGCCCUCGGCGAGGCCCUGUCCCUGCAGAAUCAGCACGCCGGCGCAUCAUCCGCCACCACUGCCACCUACGCCUCGAGCACCGAGAACAUCUCUCGAUUACUCGAAGGAUGGAUGAAGAAUUCCCCGAAGACGCGAGCUGCUUCGGCAAGCGACAUGGUGGGUGGCGCCGGCUCAGCCUCCACCGAGGGCUCGGCUACGAUGGCAAGCAAGAGCGCCGAAGUAUCGCCGGAGGGACUCGACUCAUUGUUCAAGAUGGAGACGUCGACGCCCGAGGUAUCGGAGAGCAGCCUUUUCCAACGCCAGAUCAAGCUGGCCACCGAAGCUCCGAUCCCCAUUUCCUUGCUCGAGACAUGGCUCUUUGACGAAACCUUCGAACAGGGAGGAGCAUGCCCGGUUGACAUCCCACUAUGCGACGCUGCCGCUGAGUUGCUAUAGAGGGAGAUCGGAUCACAGAAAUAGCUCAAGGUGUAAAUUCCAACGAACUUCACACGAACCCUAUCACGCAAAGUUUGCUGCAAUCACAACAUCGGACUAAUUGUCAUCUUCGAUCCUCUUCUUCAGUUUGAGUGGUGUGAGCUUUGUUCAGCCUGUAUAAGAUAUGUGGGGCGAAGGAGGAUUCAUGUACUCAUAUAAGUGUAGUAUACUUGUGCU